CUGCCAACUUGCUGGUUGACUUAUUUGCCCAGCAACCAAAUUUCCAUCUGCAUCUCUUUCUUCUUUUCACUGAGAAUCUGAGAAUUUGGUUUUCAUUUCUCCAAGGGUUUGGCUUACUAAAAUGAAUCAGUCAGCUGUUAUAGCUGAAAUUGCAGACAUCCUUGAAGAAACAUGUUAUGCACAUAAUUUACCUAUAGCUCUAACAUGGGUUUCUUCCAAUCCCCUUAAAAACAACAAAAGAACCUUAAACGUUGUGAAUAGCGCUUGUUAUGUGAAUGAUUUAGGGAUGCAAGGGUUUCUAAAGGCGUGUAUAGGGCAUCAUCUCGAAGAAGGUCAAGGUGUUGCUGGAAAAGCACUUAAAUCGACGCACCAUUGCUCUGUCUCCGAUGUUUGUUUGCUUGACGUAGCUGAUUAUCCGUUUGUGGAUGAUGCUAAGAGUUCUGGGCUUCGUGCUGCUUUAGCUAUAAAGUUAAUGAUAAAGCAGGGGUUUUAUAGAAGUAAUGUUGAUUAUGUGGUGGAGUUUUUUCUUCCUGCGAAUCUGGAAGCUUUGGAAGAGAAGACAUUGAUGGAUGGGAUUUCAGCUACUUUGAGGAAAUGUUGUGAGAAUUCCAAGACUGUUAGAGCACCUGGGUAUAGUGUCCAGCCAGUGCAUUUGUCUGGCAGUUUGAAUUUGAAUCAAAGGAGUCUGGAGAGGAACCAUGAGGAUUCAAGUGAAGCUUCGUUUUCCGAUUGGAAUAACUUUCAGCCUGUUGCUGUUUCUGGGAGCUCUUUGCGGCAUUGUGAGCAGGAAGUUGGAGAACAAAAUGCUGCAGUUGAACCUGUGCAAGAUGUUGACAGUCAGUUGGCAGUGGUGAAUGGUUCCCAACCAACCAAUGGCAAUGCUAAACGAAGAAGGAUAUCUGAAGUUUGGACAGCCUUCGAUAAAGUUCUAGAAAAUGGUUCAGUAUGGGCUAUAUGUAGAGUUUGUAAAAAGAGGUAUCCUGGAGAAAGUAAAAAGGGGACUUCAAAUCUGCAUAAACAUAUGAAAAAAUGUUUCAGAGAUAGGGUGAGAGACACAGGACAGCAGCCUUCACCAUUUGUUGAUAGAAGUAAUUUAAUGUCUAGUAUGAUUGGCAGCAAUUGCAUGUUUAACCAAGAAAGGAGUCGUAUGGACAUUGCAAGAAUGGUUAUUAAGCACGGAUAUCCUUUGAAUAUAGUUGAACAUGAGUUUUUUGAGAUUUUUGUCAGCAAUUUGCAGCCAAUGUUUGAAUUCUAUUCACAAGACACUGUUGAGGUUGAUGUUCUUGGUGUUUACAAAGAAGAGAAAGAAAAACUUAGCAAAUCUUUGGAUAAUCUAUCUCGCCUCUUUAGUUUGACUAUUGAUUUGCAGUCAUAUGAAGACAGAAAGGUGACAUACUGUUGCUUGACCCUUCAUUUUAUUGAUGAUGGAUGGGAGCUGAAGAAGAAGAUUCUUGCUUUCAAGAAUCUAGCUUACAAUUGUUACGCAGGGAAUCUGUAUGAAGUUAUUAGAAUUGUGCUUCGAGAGUGGAACAUUGAUAAGAAUGUGCAAUUCAUCUCCACAAAACUUAUUCCUCCAAAUGAACAGAUGGUUGGAGAACUAAAAAGUAAGCUUUCUGAUGAAGUCUUGCCUCACAGUGGAGAUUUGUUCUAUACAUCUUGCCAUGCACAAGUUCUUAGCCUUCUUGUUCAAGACGGAUUUGGUGAGAUAAGGAGAGUUCUUUAUAAGAUAAGGCAAUCUAUUGAAUACUUCAAUGCAACACCCAUUCAGAGACAGAACUUCUGUGAAGUAAUUAAUCGAUUGAAAGUACAAGAUAGCACUAUGAUUUCUCAAGAUGUUCCUACAAGAUGGGAAACCACUUUUCUCAUGCUUGAACGUGCACUGGAAUUACGGGAUGUCUUUACUCACCUGGAGCAGGUUGAUGAUGACUAUACAGUGAAACUGUCCACAGAGGAAUGGGAAAUGGCAACUGUCAUGUGUGAGUGCUUGAAAGUGUUCCACAAGUCCAUAUCCAAUUUUUCAACAAGCUUAGAUGUAUAUUUUGAGAAUAUUUGUCAAAUUUAUAAGAAUUUGCACAAAUGGGAAAAGAGUGAACAUAUGUAUAUCAAGUCGAUGGCAAAUAGAGUGAAGGUGAAAUUUGAUGAGUACUGGAGUGAAAAUAGUUUGACUUUUGGAAUAUUAGCAGUUCUUGACCCUCGCUAUAAAUAUGAUUUGGUGGAGUAUGGGUACGAGCAAAUCUACAACAGUGACGCUGAGUUACACUUGUGGAGAUUUCGUCAUGAUCUUAAACGUGUGUACAGUAAAUAUGCAAGUGGCUCCAACUCUCUGGAGUCAUCUGCUCCGACCACUGCUGAUAUGAGUUGUUCUUCAUAUAAUCCUAACUCUGGUGAUAAGUUAUGUGGAUUUAAACAGUGGCAAAAACGUAAAUAUGAUUCCAAUAUGGGAGACUCCCAAAAGUCUGAACUCGACCAAUAUUUACAAGAACCCUCGGUUAGUUUGGGUAUGGAUGCUGACAUAUUAGUUUGGUGGCGUGCCAAUGCUCUAAAAUUUCCAACACUAGUGAAAAUGGCUCGUGAUUUCUUAGCAAUUCCAUUAUCAGCUAUUUUAUCGAAGUCAAACUUUAUUGAUGAAAUCAUGAAAAUGAAUCCAGCCAUCAGUGGCCUGAACCCUGAGAUUGUGGAGGCUUUAGUAUGUGGACAGGACUGGCUGGAAAGCCCUAAGAGGAGACUCACCCGGAGUGAGGAUGGUGUGCUGGAGAUGGAAUGGAAUCAAACUCCUCUUCAUCAUCAUCAUCCAAAUCUCCUCCCUCAUCCACAUUCGUCGGAUCACAAUCAAGCAGCUCCAAUUAAUUCAGAGGAGCACCAAUCUUUUCUCAAGUCCAGACUUGAUCUCAGUAGCAGUGCUGUGGCCUUGUCUAGGAAUGGAUCGUAUCUGUAGUAUCAUCACUAGAAGGUGAAGUCCCUUCCCAUUUCUGAUUUCACCAACUGUUAUCGUUACUGAUGGCGAAUCUGCUGUUGCUGCCAUGGACAUCCGAGGAAGUACCUGUGGUGUCUCUUUUAAUUCAUGUAUAGUAUAUUGUAUAUAAAUACUACAUCAGUUUGGUCUUCUAUGACCAACUAGGUCAAUGAAUAAUGUUUGUUGUCAA
Molecule: messenger RNA, 3143 nt
Organism: Populus trichocarpa (black cottonwood)
Lineage: Eukaryota; Viridiplantae; Streptophyta; Magnoliopsida; Malpighiales; Salicaceae
Product: zinc finger BED domain-containing protein RICESLEEPER 2
Exons: 5
Coding region: 122-2935 (937 amino acids)
Molecular function (GO): protein dimerization activity; DNA binding
Source: RefSeq, a predicted model, not a curated record